UUUAUCUCUCUGUUUUCCCCAAAACCCUAAGAGCUUCUCUCUCUUUCUGCCGCCGCCGAGCUCAAGCAGCCAUGGGUUCCGAAGGCUUAGUUCUCAAGGGAACCAUGAGGGCUCACACCGACAUGGUCACCGCCAUCGCCAUCCCCAUCGACAACUCCGAGAUGAUCGUCUCCGCCUCCCGCGACAAAUCCAUCAUCCUCUGGCAGCUCAACAAGGACGAGAAGGCCUACGGCGUCCCCCGCCGCCGCCUGACCGGCCACUCCCACUUCGUCCAGGACGUCGUCCUCUCCUCCGACGGCCAGUUCGCCCUCUCCGGCUCCUGGGACGGCGAGCUCCGCCUCUGGGACCUCGCCCAGGGCGUCUCGGCCCGCCGCUUCGUCGGCCACACCAAGGACGUCCUCUCCGUCGCGUUCUCCAUCGACAACCGUCAGAUCGUCUCGGCCUCCCGCGACCGCACGAUCAAGCUCUGGAACACUCUCGGCGAGUGCAAGUACACCAUCCAGGAGCAGGACGGCCACAGCGACUGGGUCAGCUGCGUGAGGUUCAGCCCCAACACUCUCCAGCCGACGAUCGUCUCGGCGUCGUGGGACAAGACCGUCAAGGUCUGGAACUUGACCAACUGCAAGCUGAGGAACACUCUCGAGGGCCACAAUGGCUAUGUGAACACCGUCGCCGUGUCGCCUGAUGGCUCGCUGUGCGCCAGCGGAGGGAAAGACGGCGUCAUUCUGCUGUGGGACUUGGCCGAGGGGAAGAGGCUGUACUCGCUCGACGCCGGUGCGAUUAUUCACGCUCUCUGCUUCAGCCCCAACAGGUACUGGCUCUGCGCUGCCACUGAGCAGAGCAUUAAGAUCUGGGAUUUGGAGAGCAAGAGCAUUGUCGAGGAUUUGAAGGUCGAUUUGAAGACGGAGGCUGAGAAGACUGAUGAUACCGGCAUUGCCAACAAGAAGAAGGUUAUCUAUUGUACUAGCUUGAACUGGAGUGCCGAUGGAAGCACAUUGUUCAGUGGAUAUACUGAUGGCGUCAUCAGAGUUUGGGGAAUUGGCCGCUACUAGAAAACUGCUUAUGGAGAGAUCUUUUGGUUAUCUGUGUACUGUCAAAGUCUAUUUAGGUUUUUGGUUGGAAAUUUGGAUAUUUGGGAUUUUAUCUCUAUGUUGACUAUAUGGCUUUAACGCCUUGCUAUUUUUUGGUUUUCAAUUAAGAUAUUAUGUCAGAUUUCAAGUUAAGUA
Argentina anserina (silverweed cinquefoil) is the source of this 1226-nucleotide messenger RNA. RefSeq names its product guanine nucleotide-binding protein subunit beta-like protein. The transcript has 2 exons. Gene Ontology annotation, molecular function: translation regulator activity; protein kinase C binding; ribosome binding. Lineage: Eukaryota; Viridiplantae; Streptophyta; Magnoliopsida; Rosales; Rosaceae. The record is from RefSeq and is a predicted model, not a curated record. Gene Ontology annotation, biological process: rescue of stalled cytosolic ribosome; positive regulation of protein phosphorylation. The coding region runs from base 72 to 1052 and encodes 326 amino acids. Gene Ontology annotation, cellular component: nucleus; cytosol.